Molecule: messenger RNA, 2449 nt
Organism: Otolemur garnettii (small-eared galago)
Lineage: Eukaryota; Metazoa; Chordata; Mammalia; Primates; Galagidae
Gene: C1R
Product: complement C1r
Exons: 11
Coding region: 224-2338 (704 amino acids)
Biological process (GO): complement activation; zymogen activation
Cellular component (GO): extracellular region; blood microparticle
Molecular function (GO): serine-type endopeptidase activity; calcium ion binding
Source: RefSeq, a predicted model, not a curated record
CAGGGAUUUCAAAACCAAAACUAAAUUAAAGUGGAAACUCAGAUUUUUUUGUUUAUGCAAAUAGUUUGUUCCCUACAACAUUCCUCCGGGAAUGCACCCCCCCCACCUCUACAGCAUUCCCUCCCCGUCCCUCCUCCUCCACAUGCCCUCCUGCUCCCUCCACGCACAGUGCACAAAGAGACGCUGUCAGGAGAACCCAGAAUCCGAAAAGGGGCCUUGAGAAAUGUGGCUCUUGUACCUCCUGGUGCCCACCCUGUUCUGCAGGGUGGGGAGCUCCAACCCCAUCCCUCAGAAGCUCUUUGGAGAGGUGACUUCCCCUCUAUUCCCCAAGCCAUACCCCAGCAACUUCGAGACAACCACUGUGAUUACAGUCCCCACAGGAUACAGGGUGAAGCUCUUCUUCUGGCACUUUGACCUGGAGCCUUCCGAAGGCUGUUUCUAUGACUAUGUCAAGAUCUCUGCUGAUAAGAAAAACCUGGGGAGGUUCUGUGGGCAGCCAGGAUCUCCACUGGGCAACCCCCCAGGAAAGAAGGAAUUUCUGUCCCAAGGGAACAAGAUGCUGCUCACCUUCCACACGGACUUCUCCAAUGAGGAGAAUGGGACCAUCAUGUUCUACAAGGGCUUUCAGGCCUACUAUCAGGCUGUGGACCUUGAUGAAUGUGCUUCCCAGCACAACUUGGCUGAGGAAGACCCCCAGCCCCAGUGCCAGCACCUGUGUCACAACUACGUUGGUGGCUACUUCUGUUCCUGUCGUCCAGGCUAUGAGCUUCAGAAGGACAGGCAUUCCUGCCUGGCCGAGUGCAGCAGCGAGCUGUACACAGAGCCAUCGGGCUACAUCUCCAGCCUGGAGCACCCCAACCCCUACCCGCCGGACCUGCGCUGCAACUACAGCAUCCGCGUGGAGAGGGGCCUCACCCUCCACCUCAAGUUCCUAGAGCCUUUCGAGAUUGAUGACCACCAGCAAGUGCGCUGCCCCUAUGACCAGCUCCAGAUCUAUGCCAACGGGAAGAACAUUGGCGAGUUCUGUGGGAAGCAAAGGCCCCCCGACCUUGACACCAGCAGCAAUGCUGUAGAUCUACUGUUCUUCACAGAUGAGUCAGGGGACAGCCGGGGCUGGAAGCUGCACUACACCACUGACAUCAUCAAGUGCCCCCAGCCCAAGACCCUAGAUGAGUUCACCAUCAUCCAGGACCUACAGCCUCAGUACCAAUUUCGUGACUACUUCAUUGUCACCUGCAAGCAAGGUUACCAGCUCGUGGAGGGACAAAAGGCCCUGAUGUCUUUCACUGCUGUCUGCGAAGAUGAUGGCACCUGGCAUCGUGCCAUGCCCAGGUGCAAGAUCAAGGACUGUGGGCAGCCCCGAAGUCUGACUAAUGGGGAUUUCCGUUAUACCACCAAAGAGGGGGUGAACACAUACCAGGCGCGUAUCCAGUAUUACUGCCACGAACCAUAUUACAAGAUGCAGACCAGAGAUGGCAGCAGUGAGUUGGAACGAGGGAUGUACACCUGCACAGCUCAGGGCAUUUGGAAGAAUGAACGGGAGGGAGAGAAGAUUCCUCGGUGCUUACCAGUGUGUGGGAAGCCUGUCCACCCAGUGGAACAGAAGCAGCGCAUCAUAGGAGGGCAGAGAGCCAAGCCAGGCAACUUCCCCUGGCAGGCGUUCACCAACAUCUAUGGGCGCGGGGGCGGGGCCCUGCUGGGCGACCGCUGGAUCCUCACUGCUGCCCACACCCUCUACCCCAAGGAUCACGACAUGCAAAACAACGCCACCGUGGAUGUGUUCUUAGGCCACACGAAAGUGCAAGAGAUCAUGAAACUGGGGAAUCACCCAGUCCGCAGGGUCAGCAUCCACCCAGACUACCGUCAGGAUGAGUCCCACAAUUUUGAGGGGGACAUCGCCCUGCUGGAGCUGGAGAAUAGCGUCACCCUGGGCCCUAACCUCCUCCCCAUCUGCCUCCCUGAUAACGAGACCUUCUAUGACAAGGACCUCAUGGGUUACGUCAGUGGCUUUGGGAUAACAGAGGAGAGGCUUUCUAAUGACCUCAGGUUUGUCCGUCUGCCCGUAGCUAUGCGAGAGCUCUGUGAGAAUUGGCUCCAGGAAAAGAAGAGGAAUGAUGUGUUUUCUCAAAAUAUGUUCUGUGCUGGGGACCCAACUCUGAAGCAGGAUGCUUGUCAGGGCGAUAGUGGGAGUGUUUUUGCAGUGAAGGGCCAGGAUGAUCGCUGGGUGGCCACUGGCAUCGUGUCGUGGGGCAUCGGGUGCAGCAGGGGGUAUGGCUUCUACACCAAACUACUUAACUAUGUGGACUGGAUCAAGAAAGAAAUGGAGCAGGAGAGCUGAUCCCAGAAUUUCCUAGAUCGUAGUCCAGAGAAAUGUGUAUGAAAAAGCCAUUAUCUGACCAGUUAUCAAUAACCACUAAGUGUCUUUAUUAAAAUCACUGAUGCAGAAAGA